Molecule: messenger RNA, 369 nt
Organism: Notechis scutatus (mainland tiger snake)
Lineage: Eukaryota; Metazoa; Chordata; Lepidosauria; Squamata; Elapidae
Gene: MLN
Product: motilin
Cellular component (GO): extracellular region
Molecular function (GO): hormone activity
Source: RefSeq, a predicted model, not a curated record
AUGGUUCCAAAAAAGAUGAUAACAAGUCUUCUGCUCCUCUACAUAACAGCCAUGAUGGUUAAAGAGAGUGAAGGGUACCUUGCCUUCUAUAGUCGUGAGGAUUUCAGAAGAAUGCAGGAGAAAGAAAAGAAUCAAGCACAGAAGAAAUUGCUUGACACAAGAGAUAUUGUUGAAGUUGCAGAAGAUGAAGGGCAAGUAAUCAAGAUGAUUGCUCCAAUAGAAAUUGGAAUACAUCUGAGCUUCAAACAGUUGGAAAAAUACCAAGAUGUCUUGAAGGAGCUCCUGACAGAGGUGUCAGAUACUAAGAAUGGCACUACAGAAAUCUUAAAAUUGGCUUUUCUCUCUCCUUGGAAGUUAUCUAAGUCCUAA